Messenger RNA from Clunio marinus, 802 nucleotides. NCBI's taxonomy places the organism in Eukaryota, Metazoa, Arthropoda, Insecta, Diptera, Chironomidae. The record is from the annotation of a GenBank genome assembly.
ACCCUGUACUUGUUUACAUUGUUCGAGUUCGUAAAUUUUAUGUUUCUUUUUAAUUAAUUACUUAAAAUAAAGCUUAAUGGCAGCGAAAAAACUUAGUGAAGACUAUGCCAACUAUUUUUUGAAGAAUAAUGUUGCUAAAGAAGUCGCACCAAUGAUAUCAACAGUCGAAAAUAUUCACGCAAGAUCAAGUGAAAUUGAAAGCAUAUUUCUUCCAACCAUUCAACAUGAUACUAUUGUGCUCAAAGAUAACAUCAAUCAAAUUUUACAAUGCAAAGAAGAGUUUGAACAUAUUUUUUCACAAAUCGAUAAUCUUGAACUUCUCGUGACCAGAGUGAAGGUUGAUUUACAAAAGUUAGAGACACAAAUCGAAGUUGCUGAAGAAGAACUUGAUAUUCCUGAAAAGAAAAUGGAUAUAUUCUUAAAAUCGAUCAAUAUUUUUGCGAAACCUCGAAGUACUCAGUCAACAAAUCUAGAUGAAGAUGGAAAUUACAAGCCAGUAGAUAUUUUCAAAGCAAAAGAUUAUUUUAAUGAAUAGAUAAUCAGUCUUUUUUUAAUAUUAUACGACAAACAUUUAUUCAAAUCAAAUAAUGUGAUUCAUCUUUUUAGACAUUUAACUAUAAUACAUCAUAAGUUUCUUAAUUAUCUAGAACUAACACUUUAUGCUGAUACUCUUCUUACUUUCUGCACUCCAAAUGAAAAAAAAACGAAAUGUUACAAUGUCAAAGACAAAUGAGAAACAAAAUGUUGCCUUAAAUGACUCUCAGAGAAGGAUUGUUAAGAUUAAUGAUAAAGUUUUUUGUUA